GGCAGAGGGAGCCAUGUGUGUGCCUGUGAGGGCGCCUCGGGCAGCGUCAGAGGAAGAGUGGAGCCAACAUGGCGUCCUCCGCUGCUCUGUCUCUGCUGCUGUGUUUAGCUUCGUGUUCACUGCAGAUCCGCGGCUCCACACUUUCAUCUGAGCCCUGUUACAAACCCAUCAGAGACCACAGGCCACGAUCCGUCAGGACCCAGGCUCGGCCUCACGAGUACCUGAAGGUGUCGGACCUUCCUCCGUCGUGGGACUGGAGGAACAUCCAGGGAAAGAACUAUGUGAGCGUCACCAGGAACCAACACAUCCCACAGUACUGUGGCUCCUGCUGGGCCAUGGGAGCAACCAGUGCAUUAGCUGACCGUAUCAACAUCAAACGAGGAGGCGCGUGGCCGUCGGCCUACCUGUCGGUCCAGAACGUCAUCGACUGCGGGGGGGCGGGCUCUUGCUUUGGAGGAGAUCACCUCGGAGUCUACGCAUACGCCCACGAGCGAGGCAUCCCUGACGAAACCUGCAACAACUACCAAGCCAGAAACCAAAAGUGUGAGCUGUUCAACCAGUGUGGAACCUGCUCGUUCUUUGAGUCGUGCACCGUGGUGAAGAACUACACUCUGUGGAAAGUGGGAGACUACGGAGACGUUUCUGGAAGAGACAAGAUGAAAGCAGAGCUCUACAAAAACGGGCCCAUCAGUUGUGCCCUGAUGGCCACCAGCGGCCUGGAGAGUUACUCCGGAGGGGUUUUCUCCGAGUUUCACUUGCUCUCGUUGCCAAAUCACAUCGUGUCCGUGGCGGGUUGGGGUGUGUCGGAGGAGGGGACCGAGUACUGGAUCGUCAGGAACUCCUGGGGAGAGUUUUGGGGAGAACACGGGUGGGCGAGAAUAGUCACCAGUUCCUAUAAAGAAGGAGAAGGCAACUGGUUCAACCUGGGUAUUGAGAAACACUGUGUAUACGGAGAUCCCAUUGUUACAUAGACACUCAAAUAAACUGAUAAACUGAUUUGUCUUGUUCAGGUCAGUGAAAUUACAGCUGAUGAUUCGAAAAAUUAUUUUGAAGAUAUGUUAGUUUUUUUGCUGAGAGUAAAAAAAGAAGCAUUUGCUCUGUUUAUACUUUUUAUUAGAUUAAAUGGAUCAAGUUUUAGAGCUGAUCCACGUUCAGACUUGUUUUAAAAACACAGGAUCUGUACAUGAACACAUGAACCUGCUCCGAGCUGAGUCCCUCAUUUAAAUUCCCCUGUGGUCACAUUAACAUACAGGUCAACGUUACACACUGAGCUGCCACGUAAAACACUUUGUUUUCAAGAUAUGAAAAUGUGUCACAUGUAAUUUUGUUGUUUGUCGCCUUCAUUUGUUAAGGACAUGAUUUAUAUUUAAAUUCAAAUACUUCGAGAGUGACAAAAAAAUGUAUAUCAAUAAAUGUUGAAACCUUUUAAUCCUU
Paralichthys olivaceus (Japanese flounder) is the source of this 1434-nucleotide messenger RNA. RefSeq names its product cathepsin Z. Lineage: Eukaryota; Metazoa; Chordata; Actinopteri; Pleuronectiformes; Paralichthyidae. Gene Ontology annotation, molecular function: cysteine-type endopeptidase activity. The record is from RefSeq and is a predicted model, not a curated record. Gene Ontology annotation, cellular component: lysosome.